Eruca vesicaria subsp. sativa (arugula) is the source of this 841-nucleotide messenger RNA. Lineage: Eukaryota; Viridiplantae; Streptophyta; Magnoliopsida; Brassicales; Brassicaceae. The record is from the annotation of a GenBank genome assembly.
GAAACUACCAAUGAACUUGGGGAAGGAGUAAAGAUUCGAACUUUCUCCUCUUUCUAGCAAGUAAAGCACGAUAAUGGAUCCAACAGAGGAGGAGGUGGAGAAGAAGGUGAGAGAGAGAAUCAGAAACAAAGUCAACCAAGUCAGUUCCGUGUCACAGUCUCUUCUCUCUCCAUUACAAGACCACAUCAACUUCACUCUUCAGAAAGCUUACUUCAAAUGUGCGUACGAGUGCUUUGAUAGGACGAGAACACACGCUGAGAUUAGCCAAUGCGCAGAGACUUGCAGUGUUCCUAUUACUAAUGCGCAGAAUCAUUUUGAGAAUGAGAUGUCUGUGUUCCAAGAGAGGUUGAAUAGGUCUCUUGUGGUUUGUCAAGAUAAGUUUGAGGCUGCGAAGCUGCAGAAGAAGAGGAAUGAAGCAGUAGUUGGUUUGGAGCAGUGCGUGAACCAGACUGUUGAUGAUGCCGUGAAGACGUUGCCUGGUCUCGUGUCAAAGAUGAAGAAGGCUUUUUCAAUAUCAGACUGAGGAGCUCUGCAACAAUCUAAUCCAAGAGAGAUAGCUUUCUGGUUCUGUUAUUUUCAUAUAUUGUUGAUCUUUUUGAAAUCAGUUCAGCAUCAUUAGGGAUAGAGACUUUAGUUUAAGGCUGAGUGACUUUGGGAGGAUCAGACUAAUCCAGAAAGAUCAGCACAUGUAAGAGAAUGACAUCAUUUAGAGUUUUAAUUGCCUUACAUAGAGAGACCUAGGCCUGGGCGUUCGGUAUUGGUCCGGGUGAUUCGGAUUUUCGAUGUUAAGCUCAGAAGUCCCAUUCGGAUUUUACUAAUUAUCAGGUCAGAUUCAGUUGGA